Molecule: messenger RNA, 992 nt
Organism: Thlaspi arvense
Lineage: Eukaryota; Viridiplantae; Streptophyta; Magnoliopsida; Brassicales; Brassicaceae
Source: the annotation of a GenBank genome assembly
CAAAGUCAAGAAACAUAAUCCUUAUAUUUUUGAAAAAAACCACACAAAAAAAAAUCCACUCUUUGAUGGUAUAAUAAUUAAUGGGAAUAAAAAUUUCAACGGCGAAAAAAAAAGGGACAACUUUAUUGUACAGCAUAUUUGCUUUUUGUACUGGGAGAAACUUUUUAACAGUUGUAAUGUAAAACAAUUUUAAAUCAAAAUUAGUAUUUUUCCAUAAAAUUUCUUUUAUAAAUAAACGCUCCAUAUCUCGUCUUGCUUCCCCGUCCCCUGUCUUCACCAAAUUCACAAACUCUUUCUUUCUCUCUCUCUCUCUCUAACACAUGAGAGAACAAAAUCAGCUCACAAUCUCAGCCGUUGAUUAUAUAGCCACCGUAGAUGGAGAACACUCAAGAUUUCUCUCCGCCGCACAUGGACGCUUCUCGGCCGUCACUGGGAUUCCCUCUCGGCACAGCUCUGCUACUCAUCAUCAUUUUCAGCCUCUCCGGAAUAUUCUCUUGCUGUUACCAUUGGGACAAACAUCGCUCUCUCCGCCGCUCUUUGGCCAAUGCCUCUGGUCAUCCCUCCGCUGCCUCCGCGGACAUAGAAUCCUCUCCGUUCAAACCUAAAACCCCUUUUCCGGAUUUGAAGAAAACCCAGAAUCUGAGUGUACCGGUGUUGAUGCCUGGAGAUAAUACGCCGAAAUUUAUAGCAUUGCCGUGUCCGUGUGCACCGCCUCGACCGGAGAAGCUCACAGUCGAUGUUCAAAGUCCGCCGCACUCGCCGCCUGUUAAGCCGCCGCGUUUUCCCGUUCCUCUGUAUUAGAUUUAAUUAGCUAUAUGGUAACAGGAAAGGAGGAAUCAAAAUGUCGAUGUCUCUCGUUUUGAUGUACAUAUGGAUCAUAAAAUUACAUUUUUAUUUUUUUCACCGAUUAUUUAAUUUGUAUUCGGUUGGUAAUACUAUGGAAUGGUUUCAUCGUGCGAGAAAAAAAAACAAAAUAAAUAGAAUGACACUGG